GUAAGCUACUUCCAAAAGACCCACAAGCCUGUGAAGUUCUCUACCCUAGAAGAUCCCUAGAAUUACCUUAGAAUCCAGUCUACAUUCUUGUGAAUCAUGAAGUCCUUGGCUCUAGCUUUAAUCCUGUGUGUGCUGCUUCCACUGUUCCAUGCUUAUUGCUACAUAAAGCCUAUGACCUUGAAGCCAGGCAUGAUUACCCAUUGUCGUGAUGACAAGGAUGAGACAUGGCAUCCUAUUGGUUCCCGCUGGAGGAACAGUGAUUGCAUGGACUGCACUUGUAAUUCAUGCUGCUCMGGGUAUGCAACUCCCGUAGAUUUUCCUGGUGAUUGCAUGAAGGAGUGGGACCAAAAGGCAUGUGAAUUCAAGGUGGUUAAGAAGAGUGAUCCCUCKAUUUCAUGCCCUAUCUUCAGCUCUGUGGGGAAGUGAAUUGUUUUCUUCACUGUGUUCUCAAUAUACAGUGAAUUACAUCUAUUGUGUCAGCUUACUUUGUGUCAAAUGUGAAUGUUCUGGUGUCUGAUUAAUUGGAUUGGUUGAAUAUAAAUGGUAAAAACAUCAUGAUACAAAUGAAAAAGAAAGAUACGUGUUAGUGUGCAACUUUCUGUUUCAUUUGUAUAGAUCAUCCUCUGUUACUCAGCACUUCACCUUAGGGUGUCCGUGCUUUUUUUACUUCAAGAACAUCAUGAUAGAUGUUAACUGUCAUUUACUGCCGGAAAAAUAUCAAUACACAAA
Salvelinus sp. IW2-2015 is the source of this 729-nucleotide messenger RNA. RefSeq names its product microseminoprotein, beta-like (gene msmbl). The record is from RefSeq and is a predicted model, not a curated record. Lineage: Eukaryota; Metazoa; Chordata; Actinopteri; Salmoniformes; Salmonidae.